Molecule: messenger RNA, 648 nt
Organism: Sphenostylis stenocarpa
Lineage: Eukaryota; Viridiplantae; Streptophyta; Magnoliopsida; Fabales; Fabaceae
Source: the annotation of a GenBank genome assembly
AUGCAAAGUAACUAUACUCCUAACCCUGCUGAGAAUGCUGGUAAUAAUUCAUGCCAGCGAAAGAGUAAAAGAGUACCCAGAAGAGGACCUGGAAUAGCUGCACUUGAAAUGAUGAAAAGAGUGGGAAAAAGGGUUAAGAAAGAGUCAAAACUAAGGGAUCGAAAUCAACCCUCUUCACCAUGGCAAAAUUCUCUUCUUCCCCCAUCAAACUCUCAAGUUCUUCAAAGUCUUCAAUCAUCCAUAAAAGACCAUCAAGGUGUUUGUAGCUCCAAUUUCACCAGGGAGUACUACAGGUACAAUCCUUUAAACAUUACCAAGAAAACUUGGCCUUCUCCAGUUUUAGUUUCUUGUUGCAUUAACAAAUUCUGUCUUUCUCAAUGCCAAAUGGAGUCCAAUAGAACUGUGGAGCUCGGCGACACAAGGUACAAUUCUGACAUUGCCAUGCAUGGUCAUGCAAACUUGGCACCAUCUAGUAGGCCUUUGCUUCCUGAUGAUCUUUUCUUGAAUGAAAGGGAUUCAUGGCAACAUUCAGGAUCAAGUCCUAUACCUUUCUAUAAUUUCUUAGAAGUGAAGGAGUUGGAGGUAGUGACAGACGCCACAAAGUCUGGGAGAAGUGAAGCAGACAUUGAUCUGAACUUGAAACUCUGA